CCCUUCAAGGCUGGCCAAUCCCAAUCUUCGGAAUCCCUGGAUUUCUGGAUUUCAUCCCCGUCGAUAAGUUCUGACGAUUGGUGCGGUUGAGUGCGGGCCUCGUUCAGGCCGACAUCAUGACGGGUCGUUUGAAGCGUCGCAGCUCCUUGGGCGUGGGCUUCCACGCCCCACCCACUCCGCCCGCUGCGGGUCGGGCCCCCUUGGAUGACUCACUGGCCGCCACCGACGACGAAUCCGAGCGACGUCUGCGCCACGGUCGCCAAAAAGGCCGGGCCAGUCUGGGUACGCCCACCUUGGCCGCUAGCGUGGCCUCGCCGGCCGGCACGCCCUCGUCCAUCUCGGGCUACAGCGCCGCCCAGUUGGCGGAUCACUACACGAAUUGCAUGAAAUUGAGCGCGGAAAACAAGAUCUCGAUGAAGAACGCGUUUCAAUUGAAAUUGAUCGAUUAUAUGGCGGAAAUGCUCAAGAAGAAGAGCUCGGAUCUGGACAACUUCCAGACGGCCUCCUGCGCCCUGGACGCCUCCACCAAGAUCUACGGAUAUCGCGUGGAUUCCGUGCACAACGAGACCAUGAAGUUGGCCUCGGGUGUGGGAUACAGUAAUAGUCAGGCUCACAAGGCUGGGGGCGGGGGGGAUGAGGCUCAGGGCCCGGGUCAGGGCCCGGGUCAGGGCCCGGGUCAGGCCGAUGUGUCCGGCCCAGGGGCGGGCACCAAGAAGACCAAAAAGCGGAGCUCCACGGUGGAGAAGAAUCUGAAUCAUAUCAAUUGUUCGCAGUUUGAAUUGGACUACGAGAUCGAUCCGUUGUUCAAGAAGAUGUCCUUGCAAUUUGAUGGCGGCAAUGGCGGCGGUCAAUUCCUGUCCACUUUGCACAUGAAGAACGACUCCUCCGAGAUGUUAUUGGAUUCGCGAGCUAAAUUGGACCACUUUGAGCCUGGGACCGAGUCGGAAGCCGAUGAUGAAUCCCAGAGCCUGACCUAUAUCGAUCAUCCUCUGCCGCCGUUGAGUAGUCGACUAUCCGAGCCGCAGUGCGUCAUUUGUCCCAGUUUCGCCGGCUUCUCGUUUCGCCAGUGGAAUGCGGCCGAUGACGAUGAGGACCUCAAUAGGUCGUUAGGGGCGGACCACUGGCCGGGCACCGGCCAGGCCCUGGAGAACGAAGAGCACGCCUUCCAGCCGUUGGAAUUGGCCGACGAUUAUGACGAACCCGCGGACAACAUGCUGGAUGAUGGACCGGAUGAUUUCAUGCCUGCGGGUCUGACCAAGCCGCACAUGCCCGUGGGCCUAUUAAACAUCCAGAGUCUGCGCGAUCAUUUGUCCAGCGUGCCCAGUGAGUACUCGUACUUUGAUCAAGGUCGAUUAGGGGCGUGGGCCGGGCCCAAGCACUGGAAAUUCAAGCCCAUGACCAAAGCCCCGCUGAGCACGCAAGAAGCCCGUAAAGCGGCCAAGAAGAAGGACAAAGAGAAGAUGGACUUUCAUCUUUUGCACGACGACCAUCCGGCCAUCUUAAACCAGGUUCAACUGGCCAUGCGAUUGCCCAAGAAGACCACCAAGCUCCAGCACAAAACCAUGCAAAACUGGGGCGAAGAGCGCAACAUCCUGCCCGAGGAUCUUCAUUAUAGCGGCCAGGACUUUGUCAAGCUCGAGAGCAUGAUCAAGACCAAUUUGGCCCCGCGGAAACCAAGCCAAUCACAGUCCGUGGACGACAGUGUGGCAGAUUAUGACUUUGACAACUUGAAUGACACCCAGAACUUCUGUCCCGAUCUCGGGAGUGGCGAUAACCCCGCCGAUGAUGACGACGACGACGACGACGACGACGAAGACCGGGUGGCGAACAUGGACACUCAUCAAACCGUGUUCAGCACGCAAGAGCCCUCAGAACUCGGGUUAGUGGCCGCUCCCAAUCGGGUGGAGAAUAUCCAGAUCGGUUAUGCCAAGCAAGCCAAGAAAGUGGACAUGAGGAAACUCAAGUCCGUCGAGUGGUCCAUCAUCCUGAACCGAUCCAGGUGUUGCGAACCGGACAAGGAGAAUGAGGUCCUCAACGAUCAGGCUUCGGCCGUGCGAGAGACGUGGUCCUCGGCUACGCGAUUCAGUGACCUCUAUCAGGACCUGAAGGGACCCAACAAGCUUCCGUCCAAGAUGGUGGACAGUCUGAGUGUGCCGUUGGCUUUUGUGGCCUUGCUUCAUCUCUGCAAUGAGGAGACGCUUGCCUUGGAGAACCUGGCGGACUUCUCGGACCUCAACAUCUCCAAGGCUUAGCCAAGAUCGAAUCCUCAUUGGCACCACCCACACCUCACCCUCUUUAUAUUGUACAGAUAGCGCAUAAGUUUAUGAAAUCGAAGCUUCGCCCACGAAAUAAGAAAUCUAGAUCAACAGCUCAUGAUGUACCUGGAGGAAAAGAUAUCUUGAACUCUCUCUUACUUUCAG
Tigriopus californicus is the source of this 2420-nucleotide messenger RNA. It is a transcript of the gene barr, whose product is annotated as condensin complex subunit 2-like. NCBI's taxonomy places the organism in Eukaryota, Metazoa, Arthropoda, Copepoda, Harpacticoida, Harpacticidae. Gene Ontology annotation, biological process: mitotic chromosome condensation. Gene Ontology annotation, molecular function: chromatin binding. Bases 117 to 2252 code for a protein of 711 amino acids. Gene Ontology annotation, cellular component: condensin complex. The transcript has a single exon. The record is from RefSeq and is a predicted model, not a curated record.